Haliotis rubra (blacklip abalone) is the source of this 2428-nucleotide messenger RNA. Its product is annotated as importin subunit alpha-1-like. Gene Ontology annotation, cellular component: cytoplasm; nucleus. Gene Ontology annotation, biological process: NLS-bearing protein import into nucleus. Lineage: Eukaryota; Metazoa; Mollusca; Gastropoda; Lepetellida; Haliotidae. Gene Ontology annotation, molecular function: protein binding; nuclear import signal receptor activity. The coding region runs from base 198 to 1760 and encodes 520 amino acids. The record is from RefSeq and is a predicted model, not a curated record. The transcript has 12 exons.
CGUCCAAUGAGAGCGCAGGGAGUGUCAAGCUUCUGAAUCCCGCAUGAUUUGAAUCGCCAUACAUUCUCCUCCAAUCCUCCAUGCUGACCGGGCGUGUAAAACAUAUAGCUGCACAUUUUGCUGAUCAGAUCGUUUUUCUCUAAGGACUACCCACAGGACAUUUUUGUAGACCAUCCAUUCGAAUCCCAAAACACAUCAUGCCUUCUGAAGAACACCAGCGCAUCAAGACCUACAAGAAUAAGGGCCGAGAUGCAGAUGAAAUGCGAAGGCGGAGAAAUCAAGUUUCGGUUGAACUUCGGAAGGCCAAGAAGGAUGAUCAGCUGCUGAAACGUAGAAAUGUAGCAAUAUUGGAAGAGCCCACCAGUCCCCUGCAGGAGAGGAACAAGCAACAGCCCACACUGACUAUACAGGACAUAAUCAGUGGAGUCAACAGCAAUGACCCAGCCACACAACAGACAGCCACUCAGGGAGCCAGAAGACUCCUGUCAAAAGAACGUAACCCUCCCAUCAAUGAAAUUAUCAACACUGGUACUGUUGUCCCAAGACUAGUGGAGUUCCUGUCAUACAAUGACCGGCCUGAUGUUCAGUUUGAGGCUGCCUGGGCCCUGACCAACAUUGCGUCUGGAACCAGCGACCAAACCAAGGUUGUGGUGAAGGCAGGAGCUGUGCCCCACUUCAUCAAGCUUCUCGAUUCACAGCACCAGAAUGUGUGUGAGCAGGCUGUGUGGGCACUUGGAAACAUUGCUGGUGAUGGUCCUGAACUGCGAGACCAUGUGACAGAUGCUGGAAUUGUGGAACCCUUGCUCAGAUUGGUCAAAACUGAUGUACCUUCUGGAUUCCUCAGGAAUGUCACAUGGACAAUAUCAAAUCUGUGCAGGAACAAGAAUCCCCCUCCCAAGUUCAAGGUUGUACGCCAGUGUUUGCCCACACUUUCUCGUCUGUUAUAUCAUAAUGACCGUGAGGUGCUUGCUGACACGUGCUGGGCAAUCUCCUACCUCACAGAUGGAACCAAUGACAAGAUUCAGGAGGUGGUUGACGCAGGUGUUGUGCCACGUUUGGUGGAGCUGCUGGGAUGUGUAGAUCAAGUGUCAGUCCUCACCCCUGCCCUCAGAUCUGUUGGCAACAUAGUCACAGGGGAUGAUUCACAAACACAGGCAGUACUUGAUGCGGGUGCCCUGAAUGGCUUUGAAAGGUUGCUGACACAUGCCAAGAUCAACAUUCAGAAAGAGGCAGCAUGGACACUGUCUAAUGUAACAGCCGGCAACCCCAACCAAAUCCAAGCUGUCAUUGACAAGAACCUGAUACCACCUGUUGUCAGCAUCCUGGAAAAGGGAGACUUCAAAAGCCAGAAGGAGGCUGUGUGGGCUAUCACUAACUUGACGUCCGGUGGCACAGUGGAGCAGAUUGCCUACCUCGUCCAGGGAGGCAUUGUCAAACCCCUGUGUGAUCUCCUCAAUGUGAAAGAAGCCAAGGUGGUGCUUGUCAUUCUAGAUGCAAUACAGAAUAUAAUUACGGCAGCAGAGAAGAUCAACCAGCAUGAGGCUGUCACCAUGAUGAUUGAGGAGGUCGGUGGUGUCGAUAAGAUUGAACAGUUACAGAACCAUGAAAAUGAACAAGUCUACAAUGUUGCACUCUAUAUCAUUGAAAAAUACUUUGGAGAAGAGGAGGAGGAUGAGAAUGUUGCCCCUGCUGAGACAAACGACAACAUGUACCAGUUCAACGCAGCAGCAUCAGUACCAGCACAAGGAUUCUCAUUCUAGACAACGAUGAUACAGAGGAACCUCUUCAGACACAUGCUCACUGACAAACUCAGAACUGUUAUCUGUGUUGAAUACAUGCUGGUUUUAUUCAUGUUGAACUGUAGACAUGGAUGUUACCUUGUUGGUAACUAGUGCUAUGACGUGUGUAUUGUGCAAUACAGCAAAUUUGUCAAUUGUAUUGCUUUUUGUGCUUUUCAGGCGUCUUGUUGAAACAUUUACAACGUGAGAUAGCUCAACUUUGUAUGAAUCAUUGAUCUGUGAAACUGGAGACAACCUGACGUAACAUUCUGAAGAUUUAUAUUGACUGUACAUACUUAUAUUGCUGACAUUUCUUUUUGCAUACACCAUUUCCCCCACCAACAUAUCAUGGGCUGCAAGCUAAUCUACACUGCAGCACAUGCCAUGCACCUUCCUAUGGCUGGUCACUUCAUGUGAUUCUUUGAUCUUUAUCAUGUUUCUUGAAAUAUGUCAAUUCAAUCAUUCCUGAUCCUUUAUCUGAUUGUCCAUGGAAAAGUUACAUUGUUUGUAUUGAAGACACUGAAGUUGAAUGUAAUUUUGACUAGCCAUCAACGUACAUACAACAUGGUCAUCUUUUUAGAAAAAUUUCUACACUCACAUCUUGAAAUCUUGACUCAUUCUGCAUGUCCUCAUUAAAUACACCUCAAUCA